Molecule: messenger RNA, 5132 nt
Organism: Silurus meridionalis
Lineage: Eukaryota; Metazoa; Chordata; Actinopteri; Siluriformes; Siluridae
Product: NACHT, LRR and PYD domains-containing protein 3-like
Exons: 21
Coding region: 317-4549 (1410 amino acids)
Molecular function (GO): protein binding
Source: RefSeq, a predicted model, not a curated record
GUGAAAGUGCUAGUAGAGGGAUAAAGCUGAAGCUGGUUUUGGGGUAAAAUCACACUCUGAAUAUAAUCACCUGCACAAAUCUCCUAAUAAACACAAAGAGCAGUUUUAUCCAGGAUGAAGAUAAACUGAUAGUAAACGUCAUUUAAGUUUCUGAAUUAAUGUCACGAGUGAGAGAAAAGCAGAAGCUCUGGAAUGAGAUACCAGGAGGAGCAGGAAAAGACUGAAAGUGGAACUGGAAUACAAAUGUAUCUGUGAGAUCAGUCAAAUCCCAACUUUGCCUCCUUAAAACCUGAUCAGUCCAGACCACCCUUUAAAGAUGGAUCAGGUCCCUCAGGAAAGAGGAACUGGGAAAAGGCCGUAUUCUCCUGAACCCAGCUGUGUUUCCUUUAAAAGUGACCAGUCAAUUCCAAUCUUCACCAACUUUAAUGAUGGAAAAACCCCUCAGGAAAGUGGAACUGGGAAAAGACCACAUUGUCCUGAACCCAGCUGUGUUUCCUUUAAAAGUGAACAGUCCAUGCCAAUCUUUACCAACUUUAAUGAUGGAACAACCCCUCAGAAAAGUGGAACUGGGAAAAGGCCACAUUCUCCUGAACCCAGCUGUGUUUCCUUUAAAAGUGAACAGUCGAUGCCAAUCUUUACCAACUUUAAUGAUGAAACAACCCCUCAGAAAAGAAGUCCAAAACAGAACCCAAAAAUCAACAAAAGUUCACUUAACUCCAUUUUCAAGGAGCUGGAGAACAAAACCAUCAUACUAUUGAAGAAUGAGCUGAACAGGUUCAAGAAGCUGCUGAGUACUGAUUACCCAGCAUGCUCUGAGGAGCAGGAGGAGGAGGAGGAUCUGCAGUGUAUUAAAGAGGGUGUGCUGAAGAUCACACUGCAGGUCCUGAAGACCAUGAAGCAGAAAGAUCUCGCUCACAGACUGCAGAUCAAACUCGCCCCUGUGUAUCAGCGAAAACUCAAAUCCAAACUUCUAGAGAAAUGUAGAAGAAUUAAUGAAGGAAUCUCACAGCAUGGAACAUCAACACUUCUGAAUGAGAUCUACACAGAUCUUUACAUCACAGAGAGUUGGAGUGGAGACGUCAAUGAUGAACAUGAGGUGAGACAGAUUCAGACGGCAUCCAGGAGACCAGAAACUGAGGAGACACCCAUCAAAUGUAAUGAUCUCUUUAAAGACAAGUCCAUCAGAAGUGUGCUGACUAAAGGAGUAGCUGGAAUUGGAAAAACAGUGUCUGUGCAGAAGUUCAUUCUGGACUGGGCUGAAGGAAAAGUGAAUCAGGACGUCCUCUUCCUGUUUCCACUUCCCUUUAGAGAGCUGAAUCUGGUGAAGCAGGAAAACUUUAGUCUGAUGAACCUUCUUCAUCGGUUCUGCCCUGAAAUUAAGGACCUGGAGGUAAUAGACAGUGAUGCCUACAAAGUCCUGUUCAUCUUUGAUGGUCUGGAUGAGUGUCGACUUCCUCUAAAUUUCCAGAACAAUGAGAUGUUGUUUGAUGUGACAGAGUCAGUCGCAGUAGAUGUUCUGCUGACGAACCUCAUCAAGGGGAAUCUGCUUCCCUCUGCUCUCCUCUGGAUCACCACUCGACCAGCAGCAGCCAGUCAGAUCCCUCCUGAGUGUGUAGACCAGGUCACAGAGGUACGAGGGUUCAAUGAUCCUCAGAAAGAGGAGUACUUCAUGAAGAGGAUCAGUGAUCAGAGCCUGUCCAACGCAAUCAUCACACACGUGAAAUCUUCCAGAAGCCUCUUCAUCAUGUGUCACAUCCCAGUCUUCUGCUGGAUCUCAGCCACUGUUCUAGAGAGAAUGUUGGGUGAAGCAGAGGGUGGAGAGAUCCCCAAGACUCUCACUCAAAUGUUCACACACUUCCUGAUCUUUCAGAUCAAAUACAAGGAACAAAAGUACCAUCAGAAAAGUGACAUUGAUCUUCCGCAGACCAGAGAGAGUAUCCUGGCUUUGGGAAAACUGGCUUUCCAACAGCUGGAUAAGGGAAACCUGAUGUUCUAUGAGGAGGACCUGAGAGAGUGUGGUAUUGAUGUUACAGAAGUGGCCGUGUACUCAGGAGUGUGUACUCAGAUCUUCAGAACAGAGUCUGGACUUCACCUGGGGAGGAUGUUCAGCUUUGUGCAUCUGAGUGUUCAGGAGUUUCUGGCUUCAUUAUUUGCAUUUCUCUGUUUCCUCGACAAACAAAUUCCAAAAGAACAAACCACAAAUCUGUCUGGUCUUUUCAACACAUCAGAAAUGUCUGAGUUCCUCAGGAGUGCAGUGGACCAGGCCUUACUGAGUGAAAAUGGACACUUGGAUCUUUUCCUCCGCUUCCUUCUGGGCCUCUCAGUGGAGUCUAAUCAGAAGCUCAUUGGAGGUCUGCUGACACACACAGGAAGCAGCUCUGACUGCCAAAAGGACAUUGUUCAGUACAUCAAGUUCAAGUUUGAACAAAAUCCAUCUCCAGAGAGAUUAAUUAAUCUGUUCUACUGUCUGAAUGAGUUACAUGAUGAUUCACUAGUGAAGGAGAUCCAAAGCUACAUGAACUCAGGACGUCUCUCUGAAACUGAACUCUCACCUGCUCAGUGGUCUGCUCUGGUCUUUGUGUUGCUGACAUCAGAGGAGGAUCUGGAAGUGUUUGAGCUCCAGAAGUUCAUAAGAUCAGAUGAAUGCUUUAAGAGACUGAUACCAGUCGUCCAGCAGGCUACAAGAGCUCUACUCAGUGAGUGUAAUCUGACAGAGAGAAGCUGCUCGACUUUACAAACAGUUCUCAGCUCAGAAUCCUCCAAGCUGACUGAGGUGGAUCUGAGCAGGAAUCCUCUGGAGGACUCAGGAGUGAAGCUGCUUUGUGCUGCACUGAAGAGUCCAAACUGUAAACUGGAGACACUGAGACUUUCAGACUGCAGUAUAACAGAGGAAGGAUACACUGCUCUGGCUGAAGCUCUGAGAUCAUCACACCUGAUAGAGCUGGAUCUCAGAGGGAACGACCCUGGAGCAUCAGGAGUGAAGCUGCUCACUGAUUUACUACAGGAUCCAAAACAUAAACUAAAGACACUGAGGCUGUUGGAAAGUGCUGAGGCAGAGGAAGUCUGUGCUUCUUUAACUGAAGUUCUGGGUACAAACCCUUUACUGCAGAAAGAACUGGAUCUGAGUGGGAAAAUCUCUGGAGACUCAGGAGUGAAGCAGCUCUCUGCUCUAGUGAAGGAUCCACACUGCAGACUAGAGAGACUCAGGCUGAGGAACAGCAGUGUUACAGAGAGAAGCUGUACUGAUCUGAUAUCAGCUCUUACUACAAACCCUUCACACCUGACAGAGCUGGACCUGAGUGAGAACACACUGGGAAAUGCAGGAGUGAUUCAGAUCUCUACUCUACUGAAGACUCCAUCCUGCAAACUCCACACACUUCUACUUUCAGACUGCAGUAUAACAGAGGAAGGAUACACUGCUCUGGCUGAAGCUCUGAGAUCAUCACACCUGAUAGAGCUGGAUCUCAGAGGGAACGACCCUGGAGCAUCAGGAGUGAAGCUGCUCACUGAUUUACUACAGGAUCCAAAACAUAAACUAAAGACACUGAGCUUGUUGAAAAGUGCUGAUGCAGCAGAAGCCCUCAGAUCUCUUAGUAAGAUUGUAGGUGAAGACCCCCUACUGCACAGGGAACUGGAUCUGAGCAGGACAACACCUGGAGACGUCAACGUGAAGAAUCUCUCAGCUCUGCUGCAGGAUCCACAUUACAGACUGCAGAAACUUACGUUGUAUAAAGAAGGCAGUAUUAAAGAGGAUGAUUGUGUAGGUUUGUUUUCUGCUCUGGAUUUAAAUCCUUCACACCUGAGAGAACUGAAUCUAAACUGGAAUAAACCAGGAGAAUCUGGACUGAGAAAUCUGUGUGAUUUCCUGAAGAAUCCUGAAUGUAAACUACAGAAACUACAAUUAGGGAACCGUAUAAGUCAUAAAUUCCUCUCCAGAUUACAGAACAGUAUAAGUGGUGAAUCCUGUGCUGAUGUGGCUUCAGCUCUCUGUACAAAUCCAUCACACAUCAGAGAUCUGGAUCUGAGUUGGUGUAAACUGGGAGACUCAGGAGUGAAGAAACUCUGUGAUCUACUGAAGAAACACGAGUGUAAACUGGAGACACUGCGAUUACAGAACAGUAUAAGUGAUGAAUCCUGUGCUGAUGUGGCUUCAGCUCUCUGUACAAAUCCAUCACACAUCAGAGAUCUGGAUCUGAGUGAGUGUAAACUGGGAGACUCAGGAGUGAAGAAACUCUGUGAUCUACUGAAGAAACACGAGUGUAAACUGGAGACACUGCGGUUAAGAGACUGCAGUAUAACUGAUGGAGGAGCUGCUCUGACUGAAGCUCUGAGAUUGAACUCCUCACAUCUGAAAGAACUGAAUCUGAGCUGGAAUAAACUAAAAGAUUCAGUUCUACAUGAACUCCAGGAGAUUCUACAGAGUUCAGGAGGAAAACUACAAUAUCAUAAGUCAUGGACACAAAAAGUUACAGCAGCUGCUGCCUGUAAUCCCAUCACUGGUAGUAAAUCUGAUGAACAGACAACUUCACAGGGGUGUACAGUAAUGUAGAAACAGUGUGUACAGUAAUGUACAGUUUAUAUUCCAUCAGAGAAGAGAAAAGCAGGAGGCAAGUGAACAUCAGCAGUAACACACACACAGACACCAAACCAGGAGCUCCACAAGCUCUCACACCUCCAAUCCAUAAAACACACAGUACUACAUAAUCAGCAGAGAAACUCCUCAAUGCAGGACAGAAGGAAACAGCAGGGUUUGGUAGGUGACUGAUACUUCAGCUGUAGUGAAUCCACUGAUCAGUUACUGAACACUGAAGAACAUCUCAGGAGAAGUGCUGACUCAUCAUGUUUCUGCUUCUUUAUUUACACACAGAGUUUUAGAGCUGAACUGAAUAAAUAUUUGUUAAAAGUAUUUUAUUCUACACAAAAUAAUGUUUUAUACCAAAAUAUAAAUAUGUAGUAAUUAAAUUUGUAAAUAAUGUGCAAUAAAAUCUUGAUUUAAAUCUUAUUUUCUUGUUGAUCACAACAUUUAAAAAAAGCUUCACUGUGAAUAAAACGUCAGGAAGAUCUGCUCUGAUGUUCUCGCUCAUAAAAACAUCUGAAUGUAUCAGAUACUCGAAUUAAACACUUAAUUAUCA